AUGCCAUCUUUAAGCUUAUCUUCUGCUUGUACUAAAACAACUCAACUUCAAAAAGGCAAAAGGAGAUUAACUGAUCUGGCAUUAGAUUGUCUCAGAUUAGACAUUGUUAAUAGUCAAGAAACUAAUAAUAAAAAUAAGAAUAAUAAAUCUAAUGAUAACCUUAAUCAGCGAAAGAUGUCUCGGACAUACGAGUUUCCACCCACAUUAAAUCCAAUAGCUUAUACUAUAGUUAUCCACGUUCCUUUCUUUGCAUUUAUUCUCUUAUCUCUCAAGCCCGUAACUAGUAAACCCCUUACCUUUAUACUUUGUAUUAUAACCGUUGUUCAAGCACUGAUUCCCUUCAUAUAUCAUGGAAAAUAUGACCCACUAAUGCACUUCAAUACAGCAGUAUUUGCAACGUUUUACUCUUUUAAAAUGAUGAUAUGGUUGAAAAAAAAUUAUCAAUCUUCCGUUAAUUCAAAAGUUAAAGUUCCUUCAUUCAUCGGUUCAUUAUGUAAUUGGCGUCUUAAAUCAGUAACUAUUCCUGAUGAAUCGAAAUAUCAAAAAUAUAUUGAUUCAAUCAAAUUUUCAGAUCUUAACCGAAAGAUGAUUAACAAUACGAUUAAACUUAUUAUAAAAUCUUUACUUCUUGAACUUUUAUCUGAAUAUUUAAAAAACAACGAACCAAUAAUUUCAAAAAGAUCAUAUGGAUUACGGGUUUUAGAUUAUCUUAGAACUGGUCAUCCAUUUAUUGAAACAUAUACCUUCUUUUUUUGCAUUCUUUAUAUAAUUCGUGCAAUUUUAUUCUUUUCACAAUCGUGGAAUGUUUAUUGUAUCAUCUAUGGGAUAAUUUUAAGACCUUUGUUAUCUAACGACAUUGAUAAAAAUAAAGAUAAAAACAGAAAACAACGAGAAGAAUCAACAUCUCUUAAAAAAAUCAUUAAAGAAUGGUUAAUUCUUUCAAUAUUCUAUACAAAACCUUUAAUAGGUCAUCCUUAUUUUUCAACGAGUCCUCGAGAUCUAUGGUCCAAUCAAUGGCAUCAAUUAUAUAACCAAUUUUUUCAGGAAUUUGGCUACCUUCCAAUCAGAAAUUAUUUUAAACACAACGAAACGCUUGGACACGUACUUGGAAUAUGUUGUUCGUUUAUGAUAAGUGGUUUAUUUCAUGAAUAUUUAGCAAUAGUGUCUUUUAGUUAUUUUUCUAUAGAUUAUAUAACCUUUUUCUUAUUUCAUGGAAUACUUUAUGUUUUGUGGGAAAUUGUUGGUAAUAUUUUAGGAAGAGGGAAGGAUUUUAAAGAUAGUUUUGGAAUCAAAGUUUUUAAAUUUUCUUUGUUUAUGCCAAUUGCGAUCUUUAUUUUGCCACUGUUUGUAGAACCUUAUAUUAAGGGACUAUAUAUCGAAUCGCAUCUUAAUAUAUACACUAAUUUAACAAAGUGGUGGUCUAAUUGGAAAACAAUCUAA
Molecule: messenger RNA, 1440 nt
Organism: Cetraspora pellucida
Lineage: Eukaryota; Fungi; Glomeromycota; Glomeromycetes; Diversisporales; Gigasporaceae
Source: the annotation of a GenBank genome assembly